This is a messenger RNA of Trichophyton benhamiae CBS 112371, 2022 nucleotides long. RefSeq lists its product as uncharacterized. The transcript has 2 exons. NCBI's taxonomy places the organism in Eukaryota, Fungi, Ascomycota, Eurotiomycetes, Onygenales, Arthrodermataceae. The record is from RefSeq and is a predicted model, not a curated record. Bases 1 to 2022 code for a protein of 673 amino acids.
AUGCGAUUACUGAUUGCUCUCUACUUGUAUCACAGCAAUCACAAAGUCAAAGAUGUCAAUUUUGGCUUCACCUUUGGAUCUCCAGCUCCGCCGUCCCCGCCUCCUCCGCCUCAGUCACCCCCAGGCCUUCCCGAGAAACCCCCCAUAACACCUCAGUCGCGUCACUCUACAACUUCAAACAAACAGCUUUCUAUACCAUCCCGGGCAUCUAGCAGGCGCUCAGCAGCCCGUAGCUCUGCGCGGAAACUGCACGAUGAUGUGUCGAUAUAUGAUAUUCCUCCUGAUGAUGACGGGCCAGAGGAGAGGAGCUCAAAACGGAGACGGAUAAGUAAGGCUCACAGUGGCUCUGUUACCGGUCUGUACACAACCGCUGACGGGAUAUAUAUAGGCAAAUCAUUUGAAAGCUCGGGCAUAGAGAGCUCACCCACUGCCCACCGUACCAGUGUACGACAGCCACCGCAACUCGAGCCUGGAGUCACAGACAAACGAGCAAGCGGGAGGUCCUCGUCAAUCAGGCGAACGGCAUCUCCUACUGGAUCCUCCUUACGGAAUACAUCGCCUUUAGAGAACAUCAGGCCUUCGGUCGAGUCCUCGGUUUCUGCACCACCCUCCCUUAGAGAUGAAAAUCAGGAUAGCGAUGUCCGAUCACCCAAUGUAACUCAGAAGCAGCCAGCCGGGCCAAAACAGAGGCGACGAAAGAGGAAAUCAGUUGUUCAACAUCCGAAAAAGAAACGCAAGAGCUUACUGCAACCGCCGGAGGUCCCUGAGAGCCACGAAACUGAAGCUAAGGACGGAAGCGAGCAACUACAAUCUUCGCCCAAGGACUCGACUCCGGAUGCAGGAUUAGAUCGCGGCGAUUCACCAGACCCAAAUGACCCCAGUGUACCGGGGAAUGAGCCUACGGAGUCACCCCGAGUACACUCUCCCCCGAUUAUCGACGAACAGGUGGAUGAAGAAGCAUCAGAGCAAACAGAUGGCAAGGAAGCGAGUGAUAAUCCAGUAGUUCCCAGCCCAGCAGCCGAAAAUGAUGUGGGCGACCUAGUAUCAGAAAACCAAUUGCCAUCGCCCGAAGCCCAAGAAGCUCAAGGUGUCGAGCCAGAUACCGCCCAAAGGGAGGGAAGCUCAGUUAGAGACCAAGAUAACACAGAGAAUCAAGUCACAGCACCAAAGAAUUCCAGGAAACGAAAGAAAAAGGGCCAGGGGACCGAUGCUCCCACACAAAAAGGAAAAGCCAGUCAGAAGAAAGACAAGAGCGAGGGACGGUCAACUGUCCCCGUUCGAGUCCAUAGACUCCCUAAAAUUUCGGCUCUGCAGGAAUGGUCCGAUGCAGAAGAGUCUACUCGAUCUACUCCAGCGGAUGUCCGAGAGCCAGCAUCUGUAAAUCCAUCCUUGCGUCCUCCACAGAUCCCAUCCCGCAGUGGCAUGAAUGCUGCCGACGUUCUCAGUCAGAUAUGCCGUGAAACACUAGAAAAGACAUUAUCAACGCUGGAUUCUGCGAUAGAACGGGAGUCAAAUCGCACUCGCCAGGUAGAAUGGACCCGAAAACGCAAGGUGGUAGAGGCAUUUGGUACAGAGCUGGAGGGUAGGCUAUUUGAAAUGAGCGAACUGCUGGACAGUAAUUACGUGCUUGCAAUGCGUCUAAGAAAGGAGAAGAAGGAGGUCCUAGCGCUACGAAACCAACUGAUGGAUAUACGAAAGGAGAGAGAUGAGAUUGCCCUUCAAGCAGACGAGGUCAGGAGGAGGUUUUCUGCAGAUGAGAGCGCCAAAACGGAACAUGGGGCGAUCAACAACGCCCUUCACGACCUCCAACUCGCAGUUGAUAGAAGCCAGAAGAAGGUUGGUAAUGAAGAUGUUGAUGGCUCUACCAAUCCCUUCGCUGGCCUCGAGUUUCUUCUACGGACUGUUUCUCAAGACGUCUGCUCUUCAUCUUCCGACUCCCACGGCGGCUUAUUGAAUCAAGUGAAAUCAUUCAACAGCCAGCUGCAAAGAACAGCCGCGUUAUUAGACCGCCGAGGAUCAUAA